UCACGUCCAAGAGGUGCAUUAACUCUCUAAUGCCCCUUCCGUCCUCUGCAGCGCGUCAUUUUCUUCUCUAUGUUUUAAUCCGAUGACUGUUUGCUGUUUUAUGAAUAUGGCAACGCAAAGUAGCGAGACGCGCUGGAAGUGGCGGCUUUUAUCGCAAACUGUUCUCCUGGCGCUAGAUGGCGGAUGCGCCCAUCCGAUUUGGGUUAAGCCGAGAUCAAAAUUGACUUUGUUCUGGAAAAGACGUGCGUGUCGCGUCAGAAAAGCGAAUGCGGACGGUCACUUCCACCAGAUCGCCGCUCUUUGGCAACAUUAUGCAGACUUGCAGAUGUAGGAGCCUUUAUGUCCGAUAACGGAGUCGUUUGCUUUCUGCUCGUUUUUUUUUCCUUUUCCCUCCCAGUAAACUGUUGACCCGAUGCAAAGUCAAAGUAGGGUUUGCGAUCGAGCCGCUCAUUGCAGAGAUUCUGUUUUUUUUUUUCCUAUUGUGCUGCUGUUUUAAACCCGCGACUGGAGAAAAGCCCUUUAGACACAAUGGCGCGGCUCCCAACUCCAUGCGCACUUUGGAGGAAAUUUGAGAGAGAAAUAAAAACGCCUCCCGUCGGCCCUUAUUUUUUUGUGCUCCUCCGUGUUAUUAAUUUUCCCGGACAACACCGCCUCUCAGACAGCAGGCAAUCUGACAUCUGUAAAAAUCUAAAAACCCCUGUUUCGAUCUAGAAAACGUGAUGCUUUUGACUGCUUCAGAGAUAAAGUUGCAGAAUGCGGUCCUGUGGGUGAAUUCCACAGAAGCGGCUCUUUCCACAGGCGCGGGGCGGGCUUUCAUGCGCUCCUCUGCACGACUGCUGGGUGUAGGACACGCAGUCGCACAUAAGGGGGACACCUCAAUGGCUAUGGACACAGACAGCAAUCCUGAUGAGGAAGGGGCAGAGGAGAGUCAUGAUGGGCCUGUCAGACCGUCUCCCAGUCCCACUCAUGAAGAUGCCUCUCUGCAGUGUGCCCCCAUACGGGCUGUCUCUGCUCCCUGCUCCCCCUCUGCUCCUCAGCCUGGCUCAGGCCCCAUCUGCAACUCCGUCUCUGCUCCGGACUGCGCUGCUACCCAAAAGGCGGGCGAGAGGCCCAACUCCUUGCCCCCUUCCAGCCCUAGGGCCCUUACACACAAUGAAUGGGCUUAUGAUUCAGCUGUCUGCCCAGUGGAGCCCCAGCACCCAGGAAUGCAGAGGGACAAAGUAGAAUUGAAUCCAGUGGACCUCUCCGAAACGCCAAGCCCCUGCGUUUCAACCAACGGAAAGAAAGACAGUGAAAGCAGGGAGGAGGAGAGCAGCCUCUCAUCCGACCAGUUGGUACCCGACUCUGCAGCACAACCGGAAGAAGUCAGGAAAGACUCUGAUGGAAGAUUACAGGCAGUGUCUUCGUCACCUGACAACAGUACAUUAAAGAAGAUAGACACGCCUUACUCAGCUGCUGAAGGCGCUCUUCUUAAUGGCGGCACAUGUGAUCAAGUAUCAGUGAAGGUGGAGAAGAUCAACCAGAACUUGUUGCAGUGGACCGUGGCAGAUGUGGCCAGUUACUUUUCGGCUGCCGGAUUUCCGGAGCAGGCAGUGGCGUUUCGCACACAGGAAAUUGACGGCAAGUCUCUUCUCCUGAUGCAGCGCAGUGACGUCCUGACAGGUUUGUCCAUCCGACUGGGCCCUGCCCUCAAAAUCUACGAGCGUCACAUUAAAGUGCUGCAGAGGACCCACUUCCUUGAAUGUGACGACAUCUAAAGAGGAGACCAGCAAUGCUGUAUGAACUCGACAUGCAUGCAGUUCCUCUACCAUCUGGAUCCUACCGCCCUCCUUCAUAUAUAUUAACAUAGAGGGUGUGUAGGGUGGGAAAGGCUGCGUUGGAAUUUGCCUUCACUGUGAGAACGACCAGAAACUGAAAGACAGUCAUCCUACCUCUCAUCGUGGUCUUUGGUUUUUCAUUUUACCCCCAUGUGGCGGCUUUUGCUGAGACGGACGGCUGCUGGAAUAAUCUAAAUGGAGCAGCUUUGACUUUUUGCACAAAGUGAAAUAUUGAGUCAUGCACCAAAUGGACCGCCGCAGAUAUGACUGAUUAGUGGGACAUUGGGGGGUUGUCCUGUCAACUUUCUGCUCGAUUCAAACAGAAAGUCACAAAAAGCAUAAAGUGCAUCAGCUGUGCUUCCUUUUUUUGCUGAGAUUUAGGCGUCAAAGUCGACGUAUCCGCAUCAAAAGUUAGUCUCAUUCCUGAUUCAUCAUUCCACUGUCAGCCGCUGCUGUGGAUUAUUGCCUCGGUGUCUUUGCCACACUGAGAUAUAACCCUCGAUGUGUUCAACUCUAUCUGUGUAGUCUUAAUAAUAAAUGAUUGUGGUCCAACAAUACAUUUUCAUUCGGGAAACAAUUCCAGCUAUAAGUGACCAGACAAUAUGCAGCCCAAUGAAAUGUGCUCUUACAUAUAAACAAAAUAAACUUAGAAUGCUGCAAGAAAUGUUACUCUUGCUGGUUAUAUGGAAUCAAAUUCAAUAGAGCUGCUAAGCGACUGUUUACAAAUGACUUUAAGAAAUGCAAUAUUUUAUGUUGUUUGUUUACAGCUGGUCUUUCCUGGCGCUGUGUUCUAAAGGCCAGUUGAACUGUGUAACAUUCCAUAUUAUGGAGUCUUCUUCUCAAAUGUACCUUGUCCCCUUUUUAUCUGUAAUAUGGAAAG
Cyprinodon variegatus (sheepshead minnow) is the source of this 2697-nucleotide messenger RNA. It is a transcript of the gene samd1a, whose product is annotated as atherin-like. The record is from RefSeq and is a predicted model, not a curated record. Gene Ontology annotation, molecular function: DNA binding; protein binding. The transcript is spliced from 7 exons. NCBI's taxonomy places the organism in Eukaryota, Metazoa, Chordata, Actinopteri, Cyprinodontiformes, Cyprinodontidae. Bases 720 to 1757 code for a protein of 345 amino acids.